Bombina bombina (fire-bellied toad) is the source of this 1201-nucleotide messenger RNA. Its product is annotated as ras-related protein Rab-7a-like. The transcript has 6 exons. Gene Ontology annotation, biological process: phagosome-lysosome fusion; endosome to lysosome transport. Bases 164 to 775 code for a protein of 203 amino acids. Lineage: Eukaryota; Metazoa; Chordata; Amphibia; Anura; Bombinatoridae. Gene Ontology annotation, cellular component: lysosome; phagocytic vesicle; late endosome. Gene Ontology annotation, molecular function: GTP binding; GTPase activity. The record is from RefSeq and is a predicted model, not a curated record.
CUUCAACUCCACCUCUCACAUGUUCAAUACCAGGAACUGGGACAGACUCAGCAUGAUUUCCAAAUCCUUCUCAAACCUGCACCAAGGAUUAAACUAGAAGCAAAGCUGGGAGCAAAUUAAACAAGCGAUUCUUUUCUGCGCUUCUCUUCAACACUUUCGGGAUAUGUUCUCCAGACAACACUUAAAGCUCCUACUUCUUGGAAACUCAGGCGUAGGGAAGUCAGCCCUGAUGAACCAGUAUGUGAACAGUCGAUUCAGUAAUCAUUACAGAGCAACCAUUGGCGCAGACUUUCUAACGAAGGAAUUACGAGUUGAUGACAAAUACGUGACCGUACAAAUCUGGGAUACAGCAGGCACUGAGCGCUUUCAGUCCCUUGGUGCGGCGCUGUACAGGGGGACCGACUGUUGCUUGCUUGUGUUUGAUGUCGCCUCCAUUAGCUCAUUUGAAGCGCUAGAUAUGUGGCAGAAAGAGUUCCUGGUACAAGCGGAUCCUCCAGCCCCAGAACAAUACCCCUUUGUGGUGAUCGCCAACAAAACAGACAUAGAAAGCAGACAGGUUUCUGCACGGCAGGCGCAGGAUUGGUGUAAAACCUGCAGCGCAGAAUAUUUUGAAACCAGUGCUAAAGAAGCUUCAAAUGUGGAGACGGCAUUUCUUGGAGCAGUAAGGAAAGCCAUGAAACACCACCAGGAUCCAGACCGGCAAUUAGACUUGGAAUCUUUUACCCUCUUCAGACAGAACGGAAAUGACAUGCAGAAACAGAAAUGUGAUUGUUAAAUGACUCUGCAUUCCACAGUUAUGGUUGGAUAUGUUACUAGGUCAACCAUUAUCAUUGGACGAUUCGAAUGAUAUCAUUUUAAGGAGAACAUUGCUUAGACAAUUCUUAUGGAACUUAAGUCUACUCAAGACGUAUUCAAGAAAGGAAUUCUGCAUUUUACUGGUAGAGAUCAUACAAGUGACAAUGACAGGAAGAGGAUUUGAUUUAGUUGUUAUAUUGGGCAAAAAAAAGUAUUUGUGGUUUUAAAUGUAGCAGCAUUUUUGCUACUUGUUUCUUUAGUUUUUACAUAUUAAUAAAUCAUGGUUACUGUCUGAAGUAAUCAUUUUUUUGUAUUCUAAAGGAACUUGCUAGUGGAAAAAAAUAUGCUGAAAUUUGUUAGUAAAAGAAGGGAAUGUGUUAAAAAAAUAAAUAAUAUAUGUUUAAAA